AUGCGAGCGCCCGAAGGCCUGCGGGCACCCACAGGUCGCUCACAAUUGCCAUCAAGACGACGAAGACUGCCCGAAAUGCCCCUUUCUCGUCAUCAAGCCAUGCUUGUGCGGGAAGAACCAGCUCAAGAACCAACCCUGUUGGCUAGCGGAGCCGCGGUGUGGAGAGAUCUGCGGCAAAAAGCUGAAGUGUGGCUUGUGGCAAGGAAAAGCUCUGCUGUGGCCAUCCUUGCUCGAACCAGUGCCAUUCGCCUUAUGCUUGUGACGAGAGCAAACCCUCACAACAAGCAAGAAGCGAAGUGCUUGGCCACCAAGGACGGUGAAGGAAGUCUGAAGAAGACGCUGAAGUGCGACGACGAAUGCGCGAGGCUUGAGCGCAAUCGCAAGCUCGCCUUGGCUCUUAAUGUGGACUCUGAAGCUCAUAAGGAUGACCACAUCCCUUACUCUGCAGAGACGCUGUCCCUAUAUCAGCAGAAUGUCCAAUGGGCUCAGACACAGGAGAGAGAGUUCCGUGUCUUCGCCACCAGCACCGAAGAGAAGAGGCUCCGGUUCAAGCCUAUGUCUUCUCAGCAGCGCGCAUUUGUCCAUGCUUUGGCUGAGGACUUUGGCUUAGAUUCAGAGAGCAUGGACCCUGAGCCGCACCGCCAUGUAGUGGUUUAUAAGACCCCCAGGUUCGUCUCAGCGCCGACAAAGACUGUAGGCGAGUGCGUCCGCAUCCGCUACAACCAGCGUGUAGCUACCACCGUCACGGCUCCGGCCACUGCCACCGAUGCAGCAAAAAGGCUCAAGGCCAGCAAUGUCGUUGGAGAUCCUUACAACGGCUUCCUACUUUCAACCCCUCGAUUUGCUCUUACCAUCGAGGAGCUACGCACCGCCAUUCGCCCCGUCAUUGACUCCGCACCGAUGGUCCAGCUCGACAUCUCUUUCCUCCCCAGCGACGAGGUUGUCCUGAAAGCCAACGCCACCCUCUCAGAGCGCGAUCUCGAGGCUGUUCUCAAGAACAUCAAGGCAGGCCUCGCCCGUGAGGUCCGCUCACACUCUCUCGGUAGCAUUCAACUCUGUCGAGUCGACGCAAGUUUGAACAUCCUUCGCCGCGAGACGGACAGCGCUGCCAAUGGAGGGUGGAGUCAGGUUGCAGCAAAAGCGGCAGCUCCGGCAAGGAUGCGUCCGCAGCAGUCUGCAAGGGUCGGCUCGAACAGCUUCACGGUGUUGAGCCUGAGCAAUAAGAGCAAGGAGAGCAGAGAUAAGGAAAAGAGUAAGAAGAAAGCGGUCGAAGAGGCGGUUGAUGAUUGGGAGGCGGCCGAGACCAUGGAGGAAGAGAAGGAGAAGCUGGAGAGCGGAGACGCAAGCAAGGUGGCGAGCGGUGCGGUUACGGAGGACGAGGCGGAAACAACCAAGACCGAGGCAGACAAUGGGGCGGGGGUUGGGGUUUCGGAUGCUGGUGAGCAGGCUGCAGGUCUUGAGGGGGAAAAUGAGGCGAAAAACUAUGGGGACGUCCCCGUUUAA
Molecule: messenger RNA, 1503 nt
Organism: Diplodia corticola
Lineage: Eukaryota; Fungi; Ascomycota; Dothideomycetes; Botryosphaeriales; Botryosphaeriaceae
Product: nf-x1 type zinc finger
Exons: 3
Coding region: 1-1503 (500 amino acids)
Biological process (GO): negative regulation of transcription by RNA polymerase II
Cellular component (GO): nucleus
Molecular function (GO): DNA-binding transcription factor activity, RNA polymerase II-specific; RNA polymerase II transcription regulatory region sequence-specific DNA binding
Source: RefSeq, a predicted model, not a curated record